This is a messenger RNA of Cucurbita moschata (crookneck pumpkin), 1701 nucleotides long. Its product is annotated as UPF0481 protein At3g47200-like. Bases 57 to 1667 code for a protein of 536 amino acids. The transcript has 2 exons. NCBI's taxonomy places the organism in Eukaryota, Viridiplantae, Streptophyta, Magnoliopsida, Cucurbitales, Cucurbitaceae. The record is from RefSeq and is a predicted model, not a curated record.
AAACUUAUGUAAACCCGAAUAUCGGGUGAACAAGUAUCAAACAAGUUUGGAAGGAAAUGAAGAGUGAGGGCAAGUUCUUGAGCUGUCUAUAUAUGCGAGUUCUUGAGCUGUCUAUAUAUUUAAUCCUCCAUGUGAUCAUAUAUGUGAGGCUGCCAUUAGUGGUAGUUUACUUGGUCAUCCCAACCUUAGCCUUCUUAUUUCUUCCACUUCCAAGACCUUCUCUUCUUACUCCACACCUCUCUUCCACUCUUCCCUCAAUUUGCAUACAAGUUGAUCAGGUACAAGAAGAAAUUAGUGAGAUUGAAGUUCAUCAAGUAAAUGACAUGUCUUACAAUAUGGAAGAAAUUAGUGAGGCUGAACGUAUUUGUGGUAAUGUUGUGAUAUCCAUCAAAAAAAUGAUGAAAGAACUGCCUCCUCAUAAUUUUGAAUGUAGCAUCCAUCGAGUUCCCAAACUUCUACGCGAGAUGAAUAAGACAAUGUAUACUCCUCAAGUUAUUUCUAUUGGUCCAUUUCACCAUCGUAGUCAAAAGAAUUUGAUAGCCGAAGAACAAUAUAAGCUUCGAAGUUGUAUUACCUUUCUAUACCAUCUAGAGAGCGAGAUGAAGUCAUUGGAAUUUCUUGUGAAAGCUACUCAAAUUUGGGUAGAAGAAGCUCGAAAUUACUAUGCAGAACAGAUAGAGCUGAGCGACGAGGAUUUUAUCAAAAUGAUGCUAGUGGAUGGUUGUUUUCUAGUGGAGUUAUUGAUACAGAAUUAUAAACAACAUUACCCCGACUCCUUCGCUCAAAUUCAUAGCAGUUUGGAUCUUUCCUUAUGCAAAAGAAUCCACCAGAUAUAUAUUGAUUUAAUUAAGUUGGAAAAUCAGCUCCCUUUCUUCGUUCUUGAACGUCUGUUCCACUUUAUACCACAAAAUAAUGGUGACCCCAUCUCCUUCAUACAACUUGCGGUAACGUUUUUACAACGUGGAUUAGUACGUACUUAUUAUCCUUUUGGUUCCCUAUAUUCAACACCAAAGCACUUACUCGACUGCUUGAGCUUCUACUUUGUCGACUACGUAAGCUUAUUCUUUGCCGAACCUCUAAUGGCUUCAGAGGAAAUAAGUGAUGACAUGGUGUUUAUUACUCCCCCAUCAAUAUCUGAGCUAUGCGAUGCUGGUGUCACCAUGAAGAAAUUAGAAAAUUCCAACUCUUUGAUGAACCUUGGCUUCCGAAAGGGGAUUUUCACAAUCCCACCAUUAAUUAUUGAUGAUUUCUUCGAAGCUAUAGUACGAAACCUAAUGGCAUUUGAACAUUUUUCCUCAGAAAAUGAGAGUAAGUGUAUUCCAUAUAUUACAUUCUUAGAUUAUUUGAUAAGCACCGAGAAAGAUGUGAAUAUACUUGUGAAAGCCGGAAUCAUAGUCAACAACAUUGGAGGUAGUGAUAAAGAAGUUUCAAAAUUGUUUAACAAUCUUUGUAAAUUUGUUGAACAGCCAAGUGAUGGCCGCUUCAACGAUAUUAGCAACGCUUUAAGUGAGCACUGCAAUAAAUCUUGGAACAAGAGGAAAGCUACACUCAAACAUGACUAUUUUUGUACACCAUGGGCUUCUAUCUCCGUUUUUGGUGCAAUCUUGCUCCUUUUUCUUACCCUCCUUCAAACUAUAUUUUCUUGUAUAUCCACCCUUCAGAAGUAGUCAAACCUAUCCAUUUAUGUACCUUCUAGUUUUA